Molecule: messenger RNA, 485 nt
Organism: Cylicocyclus nassatus
Lineage: Eukaryota; Metazoa; Nematoda; Chromadorea; Rhabditida; Strongylidae
Source: the annotation of a GenBank genome assembly
CAAUCUUUUGAUUAUUUUAGCAUGAGCAUUGCUGUUGAGAACAACAAGCUGUGGGAUUGGCCGCUCCAAGCAAAUGACGAAUUUGUCAAUGUUGUAGAAGACUCAGCGCACUUUGAAGUAGAUUUGGACGCGAAGUCUUUUUUGCCACAAGAAAUUAAGGUGAGAACUAUGGGUGACCUGCUGCAGAUUCAAAUGGAACAUAAUGACCUUGGUAGCGGUAAUACGAAUAUAAGUAGAUGUAUAUUGAGGUGCUAUAAGCUACCAGUAGGAGUCGAUGUUCAGAGUUUGAAGAGUAAUCUCACCAACAAGGGUAUUCUGCACAUUUCAGGGAAGAAGUUUUGAAGAUUUUCAUGGAGCUUUGAAUCUGUACAUAUUGUAUAUUUAGAUGCUCUCUGUUUCUUUCGGAUUCGUUGCUUAUAUCUGCAGUAUAGAAACUCAUAUAGGUUUUGUAAACUUGCUCAUAACAAUAAAUCAUGGAAAAGUCC